AUGAUUAAUUCAAGUCGUUUCGCACUAAAGAAUAUACUAAAGCUACAUAAAAGCUCACAGCGACUACAAAGAUAUGGACUUGCACAACUUUCGAGCAACUCCCCAUCUUCCUCAGUUCUUGUCACGGAAAAGCAAAACAAUAGUAUUUUGAUGACAUUAAACAGACCCAAAAGCUUCAAUGCUGUCAAUGCAGAGAUGGUUUCCAUAAUCUACUCUAAUUUAAAGGCUAUUGAAACAAGUCCUGAUGCGAUAGAUAUGGUCAUCCUCAAGGGUGCUGGAAAAGCUUUUUCGUCAGGUGGAGAUGUCAAAACUUUUCUUAAUGGCAUGCAACUACCUGAAAAAUUUGAGGAUUUGAACACGCUGCUAGACAAUACGUACAAAUCGCUAUUCAGACUUUCAACGUUGAAGGUAUCUACUGUAUCCUUGAUGAACGGGCUCACAGUUGGACUCGGUGCUGGUUUUGGUUAUUGCACAGAUUUCAGAAUCGCAACUGAAAAUACAUUGCUGCUUAUGCCAGAGACAACAAUUGGACAUUUCUGUGAUGUAUCAAGCAGUUAUUAUUUAUCCCGUUUACGAGGCUACUAUGGUAGAUAUCUAACAUUGUGUGCCGAGAGAGUCAAAACAGAGGAUCUUUUACACGCAGGAAUCAUCACCCAUUUUGUUCCCUCCAAUAGACUUGACUCUAUGGUGAGUCAAUUGACAGGUUUGCAAUCUCCAAACUCAAGCGCUAUCAAUCAAGAAAUCAGCAAUUUUACAGAGGACUUACCUACUGAGGUUCGACUCACCACAACCCCAGAUAUUUCGCAAUUAGAGAAACAAACUAUUAUAGAAAAUUGCUUCAAAUAUGAUACUGUUGAAGAGAUUAUCAGUGCACUCGAGUUGGAAGGAUCGAAAUUUGCAUUGCAUUGCAAAAACAAGAUACUAUCGGCGUCACCAACAGCCGUCAAAAUUACUCUGGAGCUGCUUUGCAGAGCAUCAACCUUGUCUUUGGCUGAAUGUCUCGUAUUAGAACGCCAAUUAUGGGUCACUGAUAUAGGUACGCAUGAUUUUGUGGAAGGAUGCCAAUCAAUGUUGGAAAAGAGACCUCCUAGAUGGUGUCCACAGCAACUACAAAACUGCCAAGCACAUUUAGAACGUUUUGAGCAAGCAAAAUCCAUUGCACCGCUUGAUCUGAGGGUCUGA
Molecule: messenger RNA, 1182 nt
Organism: Mucor velutinosus
Lineage: Eukaryota; Fungi; Mucoromycota; Mucoromycetes; Mucorales; Mucoraceae
Exons: 7
Coding region: 1-1182 (393 amino acids)
Biological process (GO): L-valine catabolic process
Cellular component (GO): mitochondrion
Molecular function (GO): 3-hydroxyisobutyryl-CoA hydrolase activity
Source: RefSeq, a predicted model, not a curated record